Varanus komodoensis (Komodo dragon) is the source of this 7665-nucleotide messenger RNA. RefSeq names its product spectrin beta, non-erythrocytic 4 (gene SPTBN4). Gene Ontology annotation, molecular function: structural constituent of cytoskeleton; phospholipid binding; actin filament binding. The record is from RefSeq and is a predicted model, not a curated record. Gene Ontology annotation, biological process: actin cytoskeleton organization. Gene Ontology annotation, cellular component: plasma membrane; cortical actin cytoskeleton; cell junction. NCBI's taxonomy places the organism in Eukaryota, Metazoa, Chordata, Lepidosauria, Squamata, Varanidae.
AUGGCGAACGUCACGCCGGCGAAGCUGGAUAACCUGGAAGCGCAGCAGCAGCAGCAGCAGCAGCAGCAGCAGCAGCAGCAGCAGAACAACAACACACGCUGGGAGAACACGGAGCAGCCCCUCCGGCCCUGGGAUGAGACCACCGCCACCGCCAAGCUCUUUGAGUGCUCACGGAUCAAGGCCUUGGCGGAUGAGCGAGAGGCCGUGCAGAAGAAGACUUUCACCAAAUGGGUCAACUCCCACUUGUGCCAAGUCUCCUGCCGGAUCAGCGACCUCUACACGGACUUGAGGGACGGAUGCAUGCUGACAAAGCUGCUGGAGGUGCUUUCCGGGGAGCAGCUGCCCAAGGCAACCCGUGGCCGGAUGCGGAUUCACUCCCUGGAGAAUGUAGACAAGGCUUUGCAGUUCCUGAAGGAGCAGCGGGUCCACCUGGAGAACGUGGGCUCCCACGACAUCGUGGACGGCAACCACCGCCUGACGUUGGGCCUCAUCUGGACAAUCAUCCUGAGAUUCCAGAUCCAGGUCAUCAAAAUUGAAACGGAAGACAACCGAGAGACCCGCUCGGCCAAGGAUGCCCUGCUGCUCUGGUGCCAGAUGAAGACGGCUGGGUACCCUGAGGUGAACAUCCAGAACUUCACCACCAGCUGGCGAGAUGGCCUGGCCUUCAACGCGCUCAUCCACCGGCACAGGCCGGACAUAAUCAAUUUCAAGAAGCUGACCAAAUCCAAUGCUGCCUACAACCUCCAGCAGGCCUUCAACACAGCUGAGCAGCAGCUGGGACUUGCCAAACUGCUGGACCCAGAAGAUGUCAGCAUGGAGCACCCUGAUGAAAAGUCCAUCAUCACCUACGUCGUCUCCUUCUACCAUUACUUCUCCAAGAUGAAGGCCCUGGCCGUGGAGGGGAAGCGGAUUGGCAAGGUGCUGGAGCAGGUGCUGGAGACAGAGAAGCUCAUCGCGCACUACGAGGCUCUGGCCGGCGAGCUGCUCGAGUGGACCGAGCUCACCAUCACCGUCAUCGGCAGCCAGAAGUUCGCCAACUCCCUGGCCGGAGUCCAGCAGCAGCUGCAGGCCUUCACGGCCUUCUGCACCCUGGAGAAGCCAGUCAAGUUUCAGGAAAAGGGAAACCUGGAGGUCUUGCUCUUCUCCAUCCAAAGCAAGCUCCGCGCCAACAACCGCAAGCUGUAUGUCCCGAAAGAGGGCAAGAGCAUCUCUGACAUCAACAAGGCCUGGACCAGGCUGGAGAAGGCCGAGCACGAGCGGGAGACGGCCCUGCGCAACGAGCUGAUCCGCCAGGAGAAGCUGGAGCUGCUGGCCCAGCGCUUCGACCACAAGGCCGUCAUGCGCGAGGCCUGGCUGAACGAGAACCAGCGGCUCGUCUCCCAGGACAACUUUGGCUACGACCUCCCUGCGGUGGAGGCUGCCAUGAAGAAGCACGAGGCCAUCGAGGCAGACAUCUCGUCCUACCAGGAGCGCAUCCAGGUGGUGGUGGAGCUGGCCCAGGAGAUGGAGUCGGAGGGCUACUACGACAGCAAGCGCAUCGGGGCCCAGAAGGACAACAUUCUGCGCCAGUGGGGGCUCCUGACGGAGCUGCUCGGUGCCCGGCGGGCGCGGCUGGAGCAGAACAUGGCACUGCAGCGGGUCUUCCAGGAGAUGGUCUACAUGAUUGACUGGAUGGAUGAAAUGCAGGCCCAGCUGGCAUCCACGGACUCUGGGAAGCACCUCCUGGAGGUGGAGGAUCUGCUGCAGAAGCACGGCCUGAGGGAGGCCGACAUCGCCGCGCAGAGCGACCGCAUCCAGGCGCUCAGUGAGGCGGCCCUCAAGUUCUCGGAGCUGGCAGGCUACCAGCCCUGCGACCCCCAGGUCAUCUGCAACCGGGUGAGCCACGUCCGCAACUGCCUGGAGCAGCUGCAGGAGCUGGCCUCCAAGCGGCGCCAGGAGCUGGAGGCCUCCUGCCAGCUGUGGUCCUUCUUCCAAGAGAUGGAGGAGGUGGAGGCCUGGGCCCGGGAGAAGGAACACAUCCUGUCCUCGGCCCAGAACUACGGCAAGGACCUGAACAGCGUGGCCAAGCUGCUCAGCAAGCACAGCAUCCUGCUGGGCGAGCUGGCGGGCCGCCGGGCCCUGCUGCAGUCGGCCAUGCGGCGUGGGGAGCAGGCCCUGCUGCAGAAGCGCUGUGGCCCCAGCGACCUCCAGGAGAAGAUCCGGGAGACGCACCUGUGCUGGAAGCGGCUGGAGGAGCUGGCGGCCUCCCACCUGCGCAAGCUGCAGCAGGCCCUGAGCUUCUACCAGUUCAGCGCCGACACCGAUGACCUGGUGGCCUGGCUGCAGGACGCCUACCGCCUGGUGUCCAGCGACGACUUCGGCCACGACGAGUACUCCACACAGUCCCUGGCCAAGAAGCACAAGGCGGUGGUGGAGGAGAUCGAGCAGCACCGGGCGACCGUCCUGGCCCUGCGCCAGCAGCUGGCCGCCCUCGCGCCCGCCUACCACGAGCUGGUGGACGUGCAGAUCCGCAUCGUGGAGGUGGAGCAGCUGUACGGGGAGGUGGCCGAGGUGGCCGUGCUGCGGCAGCAGUGGCUGCAGGACGCCCUGGCCGUCUACCGCAUGUUCAGCGAGGUCGACUCCUGCGAGGUCUGGAUCGACGAGAAGGAGCAGUGGCUCCACCGCGUGGACGUGCCCCAGAAGCUGGAGGACGUGGAGGUGGUGCAGCACCGGUUUGAAAGCCUCGACCAGGAGAUGAACAGCCUGAUGGGCCGGAUCCUGGACGUCAACCACAUCGUGCAGCAGCUGGUGGACGGGGGCCACCCAAGUGCCUCUGAAGUCCGGGCCUGCCAGGACCACCUGAACAGCAGGUGGAACCGGGUAGUAGAACUGGUGGAACAGAAGAAGGACCACCUGAACUCGAUCCUCAAGAUCCAGAACUACCUGCUGGAGUGCAACGAGAUCAAGUCCCAGAUCCGGGAGAAGCGCAAGGCCAUCGAGAGCAGCCAGUACAACAGCGGUGACCUGGGCAGCGUCCUCUCCCUGCAGCGCCGGCUCUCCACCAUGGAGGCGGCCCUGGUGGUGCUGGAGCCGCGGCUGGUGGCCCUGCAGCAGGAGGGGGAGCAGCUGGCCAACACCCACCCCACACAGGCCAUGGAGAUCCUGGUGCAGUUCGAGGAGAUCAGCGAGGAGUGGGAGGGCCUGAAGCGGACCCUGCAGGGCUGCGAGGACUCCCUCACCGUGGCGAGCAGGCUGCAGCAGUUUAUCCAGGACCUGGACAGCUUCCUGACGUGGCUCGUGAAGACGCAGGCGGCGGCCGCCUCGGAAGAGCUGCCGGGCGACCUGCUGGAGGCCGAGCGGCUGCUGAACCAGCACGCUGCGCUGAAGGAGGAGAUCAACCGCUACGAGGAGGACUACGCCAAGAUCCAGGCGGUCAACGACGUGCUGGCGCUGGAGGAGGCCGACCUGCCCUACCUCUCCCUCCAGCAGUGGCUGCACAAGCUCGACGUGGGCUGGAACAAGCUGCUGGAGAUGUGGGAGAGCCGGCGGGAGGCGCUGGCCCAGGCCCACAUCUUCUUCCUCUUCCUCCGCGAUGCCAAGCAGGCGGAGGCCGCCCUGCGCAGCCAGGAGGCGACGCUGUCCCGCGCCGAGCUGCCCGCCACGGUGGACGGGGUCGAGAAGGCCAUCAGGAAGCACAAGGACUUCAUGACCACCAUGGAGCUCAACCUGCAGAAGACCCGCCUGGCCCUCAAGGCAGGCACGAGCCUCAUUCGCCAGGGCAACCUCUACAGCGAGCAGGUGAAGGCCAAGAUGGAGGCCCUGCAGGCCAAGAGCCAGCAAAACCAGCAGCUGGCCCAAGCGUGGAUGAAGCGCCUGGGCGACCACCUGGAGCUGCAGCGCUUCCUGCAGGACUGCCACGAGUAUCUUCUGUUUCCCGUGAACUCACUCAGCUGCCACGUCAUCUCUGCCACCUCCUCCAUGGCACGAAGCCCCCUUUCAAACAUGCUGUACCGGGUAGACUGGGGGGCAUCUCCGGGGCUGGGGGCUGUGCGAGCGCCAGUGCCCGCCCGGGAGCGCUCCGUGCCUUGUUGGCCUUUCGCAGCAAGGACAGGCCACGUGCGGAGGAACCCUUCCCACGAGUGCCUCGGCCCCCCGCCUGGUGGGAGCCACUGGCAUGUGCCCUCCAAGAGCGCCCUCGGAGGGGCCCCGCCCAGCGGCCGCCCGUGCAUCGUGGACCCCCCGCCGUGCACGUGCGGCUCUAGAGCACUGGGCCUCGUCGCGCACAUCCGGCCCCGUGGGUGCGAGCGCCACACCAUGGAGACCCAGGUGGAGGAGUGGAGCAAGGAGGUGGGCGAGCUGCAGGCCCAGGUGGCGGCUCUGCCCCUGGAGGCCGCCAGCAAGGAGAUGGUGGACGAGCGGCAGAGCACCGUCGGGACGCGCAUCGUGCGCCUCAUCGAGCCCCUCAAGGAGCGCCGGAGGAUCCUGCUGGCCUCCAAGGAGGUGCACCAAGUCAGCCACGACCUGGAGGACGAGAUUGUCUGGGCGCAGGACCGCCUGCCCCUGGCCACGCUGAAGGAGCACGGGAGCAACCUGCAGACCGUCCAGCAGUUCAUGAAGAAGAACCAGAACCUGCGCCGGGAGAUCCAGGUGCACAGGCCCCGGGUGGAGGAGGUGCUGGAGCGUGCGGGCGCCAUCGCCCGCAUCAGGAGCCCCGAGCUCGACGCAGUGCGCCUGCUCCUGCAGCGGCUCUCGGAGCUGUGGGCGGCCCUCCAGGCAGAGACGGAGCAGCGGCAGCAGCUGCUGGACGCCGCCUUCCAGGUGGAGCAGUACUACUUCGACGUGGCUGAGGUGGAGGCCUGGCUGAGCGAGCAGGAGCUCUUCGUGAUGAACGAGGACAAGGGCAAGGACGAGCAGAGCACUCUGCAGCUGCUCAAGAAGCACCUGAUGAUGGAGCAGACGGUGGAGAACUACGCGGAGACCAUCGCCCAGCUCUCGCGGCAGUGCCGGGCGCUCCUGGAGCUGGGGCACCCCGACAGCGAGCAGAUCAGCCGGCGGCAGUCGCAGGUCGACCGGCUGUACGUGUCCCUGAAGGACCUGGUGGAGGAGCACAAGGCCCAGCUGGAGCAGCAGUACUGGCUCUACCAGCUCAGCCGCGAGGUGGAUGAGCUGGAGCACUGGAUCGCCGAGAAGGAGGUGGUGGCUGGAUCGCCGGAGCUGGGCCAGGACUACGAGCACGUGACGCUGCUGCAGGAGAAGUUCACCGAGUUUGCCAGCGAGACGGGCAGCCUGGGCAACGAGCGGAUCUCGGCCGUCAACCAGAUGGUGGAUGAGCUGAUCGACUACGGCCACGCCGACGCCGCCACCAUCGCCGAGUGGAAGGACGGCGUGAACGAGGCCUGGGCAGACCUGCUGGAGCUGAUGGAGACGCGGGCCCAGAUGCUGGCCGCCUCGCACGAGCUGCACAAGUUCUUCAGUGACUGCAAGGACAUCCUGGCCCAGAUCGAGGAGAAGCAGCAGCGGCUGCCGGAGGUCACUGCCCGCGAGUCCAAGACCUCGGCCGGCACCCUGCAGAGGAUGCUGGGCUCCUUCGAGCACGACGUCCAGGUCCUGGUGACGCAGGUGCGGCAGCUCCAGGAGGCGGCGGCCCAGCUCCGGACGGUGUACGCGGGCGAGAACGCCGAGGCCAUCAGCACCAAGGAACAGGAAGUCAUGCACGCCUGGAAGGAGCUCCUGAGCUCCUGUGAGGACUGCCGGCUGCAGAUUACCACCACCACGGACAAGAUCCGCUUCACCAGUAUGGUGCGCGACCUCGUCUCCUGGAUGGACACCGUCAUCUGCCAGGUCGGCACCGGCGAGAAGCCCAGGGACGUGUCCACCGUGGGAGUGCUGAUGAACUACCACCAGGGCCUGAAGGCCGAGAUCGAGGCCCGCAGCAAGAGCGUGGCCGCCUGCGUGGAGCUGGGCAAGGCGCUGGUGCUGAACAAGAGCCCCGCCUCCGAGGAGAUCAAGCUUCACCUGGAGAAGCUGAUGGCCAAGAAGAAAGAGAUGACGGACAAGUGGGACCAGCGCUGGCAGUGGCUGCAGCAGAUGCUGGAGGUUCACCAGUUCGCGCAGGAGGCCGUGGUGGCCGACGCCUGGCUCACCGCGCAGGAGCCGCUGCUGAAGAGCCAGGAGCUGGGCAACAGCGUGGACGAGGUGGAGCAGCUGAUUCGGCGCCACGAGGCCUUCCGCAAGGCGGCAGCCGCCUGGGAGGAGCGCUUCAGCUCCCUGCGGCGCCUGACCACGAUCGAGAAGCUGAAGGCCGAGCAGAGCAAGCAGCCGCCCACCCCGCUGCUGGGCCGGAAGGUCUUUGCCGACCCCGCUGAGCUGAGCAGCGAGGCCUCCCCGCUCUCGCGCCAGCCGCCGCACGACAGGGGCCCCCUGCGGGGCCGGGCGGAGGGCCCGCCACUCCUCAGCGGAGCCCGGCCGGGGCCCCUGGAGCGGGCUGAGGCCAGGGUGGCCUACGUGCGCCAGGAGCUGAAGCCCGAGCGGCUGCAGCCCAAGAUCGACCGCCUGCAGGAGGGCCCGGUGGCCGGGGCCGCGGCCAGGGGCCAGGAGAAGGCGGGCGAGGCCAAGGCGGCUGUGGAGGAGGCGGGCCGGGCUGAGACGGCCGGGGCCCCUGCAGAGCAGGCGGAUGUCAAGGGGGGCCGGACGGAGGCGCGUGCCGAGCGGCACCGGGAGCGCUAUGAGCGCCGGCUGGAGCGGCAGGAGGCCAGCGAGCACGAGGCCCCCCGGCAGGAGCAGCCUGAGCGCCGGCGGGAGAGGCGGGAGCGCCGGCUGGAGCGCCAGGAGUCCAGCGAGCAGGACACCCCCCGGCGGGAGAGGCACGAGCGCCGGCUGGAGCGCCAGGAGUCCAGCGAGCCCGAGGCGCCACGCAAUGACGCCAAGGGGGGCGGCAAGGCCACCCUGGCGGACAUCGUGGAGCAGCUCCAGGAGAAGGAGUCCGUGGCACCGGCGCACGCCGCAGCGCUGCCCUCUUCCACGCCGCACGAGAGGGAGUCCCCGGCCCGCCUGCCCAACGGCCUCGACAGGCUGCCGGAGCGGACGCCGCGCCCCGACAGGCCCCGCGCCCGAGACAGACCGAAGCCCCGGCGGAGGCCCCGGCCCCGGGACCCCAACGCCCCGCCGGGGGACGCCCGCCGCUCCCGCUCCGCCCCUGCACAGAGCAGCGCCCCCCCGCCGCCGCCCCCCACGCACACCGUCCAGCAGGAGGGCUUCCUUCUGCGCAAGCUCGAGCUGGAGGGGCCGAACAAGAAGGCCUCCAACAGGUCCUGGAUCAACCUCUACUGUGUCCUGGACAAAGGGGAGCUGGGCUUCUACAAGGAUUCCAAGGGCCGGGAGUCCGGGAGCACGCACAACAACGAGCCCCUGCUGAGCCUGCACAGCGCCACGGGCGAGGUGGCCAGUGACUACAAGAAGAAGAAGAACGUGCUCAAGAUCAGGACCCGCGACGGGGGCGAGUUCCUACUCCAAGCCAAGGACGAGGAGGAGAUGAAGUCCUGGCUGGACGCGAUUUCCGCCUCCAUCCUGGAGCACGCCGAGAUCGCCCGGUGGGGCCAGGCCCUGCUCACCACGUCCUCCACAGACGAGGGCAACCCCAAGCGGGAGGCUGACCGCAGGGCCAGCACCUCCGGCCGGAAGAAGUGA